UAUUUUGGUUGAAUGUUUGGGCCACCAAUAAUUCCUUUCCUUCAAUUCUCAACUACACUCAUCUAUCAUCAUCUUCUCUAAUCAAUCUCUCAUGUCUACAGCAGUGUCACAGCGCCUCUCCUUCCGCGGAGUGGCUUCUGAGGCCAAACGGGUAACCACUGCCCACUCCCUCCAUUUCUUUGCGCUUUCCCUGCUCUUUCUCUUUCCCUUCUGUUUCUCCAUCGUCAUCUACCCAUCUCUCUUCACCGCUGCCUUUUCCCAGCUUAAUGGUUUUCACCCCCAACAAUGGCUACUCUCCUUCAACGCCGACCCCACUGAUCCCCGAGCCCGACCCAUCCUCCUCGCCCUAUUUGCUCUCUGCCUUGCCCCUUGCGCCUUUGGCACUAUCAUCUACAGUACUUUCAAUGGACAUCACGGUAGACCCGUGACGCUUUCUUCUUCCGUCAAAUCUCUGGUGUGCUCCUUCUUCCCCAUGCUUUCCACCCUCAUCGUCUCUCAAAUAAUUGUGUGUUUGGUCGGGGUUUUGGCGGCGCUAAUUCUGUUGGCUGGGCUUCAAAUUGUCGGUGUUGAAGUGAAUUACAACAACCCCAGUUGGGGUUUGGUAAUUUUGUAUGUGCUCCUGGUUUUACCCACCAUUUUAUGGCUGCAGAUCAACUGGUCCUUGGCGUAUGUGAUUGUAGUGGUGGAAUCAAAGUGGGGGUAUGAGCCCUUGCGGGGAAGUGCCCAAUUAGUGAAGGGGAUGAGGCGGGUAGCGGCGUCGAUUUUGCUACUUUACGGCCUUGUGAUCUCGUUGAUGGUGGUUUAUUAUUCACUGUGGUUUGGCAUGGUUGGUCCAAACUUUACACACAGAGAGAUUCUCUUCUGGAUAGCGGCAAUUAUAGUGGUGUACAGUUCAAGUUUAGUUACUGGGGUGACCCUUAACAGUUUAGCUGCAAAUGUGGUAUUGUAUAUCCACUGCAAAGCCUUGCACGAGAAGGAAGCGUUUCUUGAGGUUGCAGAGGUAGAGAGCAAGGAUGCGAGCUUGCCUUUUGGUGAUGGCAAGGUUUCUCAAGUUGUUAAUCAUGUUUGAGACUUGAGAGAGAGCCUUAGUGUAUAUAUAUAUAUAUAUAUAUA
Messenger RNA from Ipomoea nil (Japanese morning glory), 1113 nucleotides. RefSeq lists its product as uncharacterized. Lineage: Eukaryota; Viridiplantae; Streptophyta; Magnoliopsida; Solanales; Convolvulaceae. The record is from RefSeq and is a predicted model, not a curated record. The coding region runs from base 92 to 1069 and encodes 325 amino acids. The transcript has 2 exons.